Messenger RNA from Penicillium odoratum, 789 nucleotides. RefSeq lists its product as uncharacterized. Bases 1 to 789 code for a protein of 262 amino acids. The record is from RefSeq and is a predicted model, not a curated record. NCBI's taxonomy places the organism in Eukaryota, Fungi, Ascomycota, Eurotiomycetes, Eurotiales, Aspergillaceae. The transcript has 2 exons.
AUGAGCAAUUACGCCGAGCUUGAACUUGUCAACGUCAUCAGCACUCUUGAUAUUCUAUCCGGAAUGUCGAACAUGCCAUCCCCUUGUUCGCUGGUCUAUGUUUCUGGUGGAGAUUCAUCCAACAGAGAAGAAAGCUCUACCGAACUCGCAAAUAAGCUAUCCCGCGCGUCGGGCUACGAUCAAACAAAAUUCAUGUCCGAAUGUCUUGUUUCGGAAUAUAACAGGAACAUCGACUACCAACAACUCCCUGCCCCCAAGGCAUGCACCGUUCUCCCAGCUUUCAUUGUCGGAACUCAGAAAGAGGGCAUCGCCCACCCCGAAGACUUUCUCUGGUGGUUCGCAUUUACCACCGCCCGAAUCGGAGCUAUGAGCAAUGAUCUCAGCCGGGUCGCAGUUGCAGGAGUUGAUCAGGUAUCCAGCCUUAUAUCAGAUGUCGCUCUUCAUCCUGAUCAAUAUCGUGCUGGAACCCUUGCAUGUGGUGAUGGGGUCUCUCGACAUUUUGCAGUAUUUUAUCCGAAUAGCUCAAAAAACCUAUUCAAUGCAUUUACCAUGAUCCACCCUUUUUUACCUGUCUUGGAAUGGUUUGAGGAUAAUCGAUGGCACAUGGCAGAUCCAAAGGAUACGUCGAAGAAUCGGUACCUUGAUGAGAGUAGGAUUUUAAAGGCGCUUGAAAGCAGUGUGGAUUACUUGAUAAAUAUGGGCUACUUUAUUCAUGGCGGUCUGAAGAUCAACAGCGGACUGAAGGUCAACAAAGACCGGGCUGAAAUGUUCAGCCGAUCACGCAACUAG